Pocillopora verrucosa is the source of this 1895-nucleotide messenger RNA. RefSeq names its product calmodulin-like protein 3. The record is from RefSeq and is a predicted model, not a curated record. NCBI's taxonomy places the organism in Eukaryota, Metazoa, Cnidaria, Anthozoa, Scleractinia, Pocilloporidae. Gene Ontology annotation, molecular function: calcium ion binding; enzyme regulator activity.
CCUUUUUAGCGUAAUCGAAUCAAAGCAAUAUGCAGCGAAAGUCAAACGUGACAAUAGUGGAAUUUAGGAAAGUCUUUUCACUGAUAAUUACACUGUAAUUGCGCCGUACACGCAUAUAUUGGCGGCACUUUGACGGUUAAUGACACGGGGAUUAAAUAUUAACGCGACACGCAAAUUACUAAAUUUCAGUAACCAAACGUGAACGAGAGAAAUCGUGAACCAGGAUUAUUUAGCGUACACCGCACCUUUGAAACCAGGCAGCAAAGACAUGCAAAGAUGACAAAGAGAUAAACAAAAUACUUGAGAACGAGCAGAAGUCAACUGAAUAGUUUGCGGAAAGAGAAAGAUUUCGGUUUUUUUAACACUUCCAAGCUAUAAUGUUACGUCGCCGUUGUACCUCGAUCGCGGAAGAACCAGAAGUCGAGAAGAACUCAGCGAGAGGAGUGGAAAGUGCCGAGAAUGCUGCACUUUCAGUUGACGCAAAGACGAGCGAGGAAAAAAGUCCAAGCAGUAGCACAGAGAACGGCGAGUUGUUGAGACGAUUUCUGUCGCUUAAACCUACUAAAUCUUCGACUUCGGCUUUGAGCGAGGACGAAUCGGGAAGUGAUCGGUAUUCGAUUUCCGACGACGAAUACAUCUUCGCCGAUGACGAAGAUAACCCGGACUUAAACAAACCUCUGGACAAAGACAAGCAUUUGUCAGCUAAAAAAAACAAUAAUGAUGUCAAAAAUGUAUCUAAAAGGGAAGAGGAGGCCUUGAAAUCCUCAAAACUGACUCCUGAUCAAAUUCGUGAAGUCAAAGAAGCUUUUCAUGUGUUUGACACCAAUGGUGAUGGUUGUAUCACAGCAACAGAGCUGAAGAAAUUGGUAACUUCCCUCGGGUACAACAUAACAGAGGCGGAACUCAUGGAUAUGAUGAACCAAAUAGAUGCAGACGGAAAUGGUGCUAUCGACUUCCCCGAAUUCCUCGCGCUUAUGUCGAAAAACCUAGAUGAUUGCGAUCCUGAAGACAUUCUACGCGAGUCCUUCAAGGUUUUCGACCGAGAUGGCAGCGGUUUUAUUGGAGUCGCUGAACUCGACCGAGUCUUCAAGCUCCUCGGUCAGGACUUUAAAGAUUACGAAAUCGAGGCUAUGGUAAAAGCCGCUGACGCCGAUGGUGAUGGGCUCGUGGGCUACGACGAUUUUAUGACGAUGAUGAAUGUCUGAAUGAAGGGUUCUUAGUUUCGUGUGAUCAGAGACAAUUUCUCCCAAGAAAUGUAGUAGAUUGCCAAGAAAGCGAGUGGGGAUACUGACAAAAACAAUCAUCUUUGACAUCUUGGAUGGAACUCGCCCCAAAUUUUUAAAUUUAACGUCGUGUGUAAGAUGCAAAACUCGUAGAAAGUUGAAGUAAGACACUAAAAUCUCUUCCAAAAGAAAAACUAGAAAAGCUAAAGAUCAGUAACAUAGGAGUGGUCACCUUUGCAGCCAUUCUUUAGGAUAACACGCAACGAUCCCAUUAAAUGGCAGCGAAAGAACCUGGUGCGCUUUUUUAUUGAGUGUCGUAAAGCCAAACCAAAGUAUUCACAACAGCCAAUCAGAUGAAAGGAAAUAUCACAAGGAGCCAAUGAGAACUAAGAGAACUCAAGAAACGUUCUUGAAGCGCGGGAAAACGCGGAUGACCAAUUCGUGAUUGGUUUAGUUUUGAAUCUGAUUGGUUCCGAGAAUGGCGCGAGUUUUAUCAACCAAUCACAGAGCGAAGCAGCCCAAAACUGAGCAAUCCCGAAUACUUUUGACAACAAACUGAUAAUUGCUUAAAAAGGCUGGCACAAGCGCGAAUUUCAUUUUUAUGUACAGGAUGACAAAAAGAGUUUUUUGUUUUGUUAUUUUAGGCCCUAAAUGUUGAAACGUAUUUUUUUU